Molecule: messenger RNA, 557 nt
Organism: Mobula hypostoma (lesser devil ray)
Lineage: Eukaryota; Metazoa; Chordata; Chondrichthyes; Myliobatiformes; Myliobatidae
Gene: micos13
Product: mitochondrial contact site and cristae organizing system subunit 13
Exons: 4
Coding region: 9-464 (151 amino acids)
Biological process (GO): cristae formation
Cellular component (GO): mitochondrial crista junction; MICOS complex
Source: RefSeq, a predicted model, not a curated record
UAAAAUCCAUGAGUUUUGGAAUUAAAAUUCGGCGAGCCUUUUCUUCCGAUUACGUCAGUGCGAAAGGUCAGGCUGGGGCAGCUGGGAGUUGGAGAUACCGGUUUCCUCCGCGCCUGCUCAUGGCGUCCCGGGCGCUGGCUGUCGCCAGGUUCUUUACAAAGACUGGGAUAAUUGGAGGCAGCGUGUACCUUGUAUAUGACCAAGGCUUAUUAGGAAGUGGUGAGCAAAGUUGUCAGGUGUUGAACAAGGUGUCUGUUGCAGUGCCAGAGGCUGUGGAUCAAUGGUCGAAGUACAUUGGAGUGCAGCUACCAGAUAUUCCCAAACUGAAUGUUCCCAUAUCUGAAUACUGGAAUACAGGAAUUGAAAUGACUGUAUCUUUCUUAUCAUCUGCACCUACAAAAUUCAAUGAAUACACUGAAAAGGGCUGGCAGUACAUCAAGAAGAUGACGAGCAGCACAGGAUGAAAACCACCAUCAUUGACUUGAAACUUUUUGUUCAUGAUAUGAUUGUAACAAAAUGUAAAUACUAUAUGAUGGUAAUAAAGUAUAUUUGACUGA